Molecule: messenger RNA, 4648 nt
Organism: Sus scrofa (pig)
Lineage: Eukaryota; Metazoa; Chordata; Mammalia; Artiodactyla; Suidae
Gene: STAT2
Product: signal transducer and activator of transcription 2
Biological process (GO): regulation of DNA-templated transcription; signal transduction
Molecular function (GO): DNA-binding transcription factor activity; DNA binding
Source: RefSeq, marked provisional
CUCACUCUGGGGACCGGAAGCCUGAACCCGAGCUGCUGGCAUAGAGCGGGUCUGAGACCCUAACAAGAUUCAGAGGCCAAAUGGCGCAGUGGGAGAUGCUGCAGAAUCUUGACAGCCCAUUUCAGGAUCAGCUGCACCAGCUCUACUCAGAGAGCCUCCUGCCAGUGGAUGUUCGACAGUACUUAGCUGUCUGGAUUGAAGACCAGAACUGGCAGGAAGCUGCACUGGGCAACGAUGAUUCCAAGGCUAACAUGCUGUUCUUCCACUUCUUGGACCAACUGAACUAUGACUGUGGCCGCUGUGGCCAGGACCCUGAGUGUUUGUUGCUACAGCACAACUUGCGAAAAUUCUAUCGGGACAUUCAGGCCAUUCCACAGGGCCCUACUCGGUUGGCUGAGAUGAUAUUUAAUCUUCUUUUGGAAGAAAAAAGAAUUUUGAUCCAGGCUCAGAGGGCUCAGUUGGAGCAACAAGAGCCAGCCCUUGAAGCACCUGGGGAGAACCAGCAGCAUGAGAUUGAGUCCCGGAUCCUGGAAUUAAGGGCUAUGAUGGAGAAGCUGGUGAAAUCCAUCAGCCAGCUGAAAGACCAGCAGGAUAUCUUUUGCUUUCGAUAUAAGAUCAAGGCCUCAGCGAAGACACACUCUUUGGACCCCCAUCGGACCAGACAGGAGCAAGUUCUACAGGAAACUCUCAAUGAACUGGACAAAAGGAGAAAGGAGGUGCUGGAUGCCUCCAAGGCACUGCUAGGCCGAUUAACUACCCUAAUCGAGCUAUUGCUGCCCAAGUUGGAGGAGUGGAAAGUCCAGCAGCAGAAAGCCUGCAUUGGAGCCCCCAUGGAUGGAGAGUUGGAGCAGCUGGAGAAGUGGUUCACAGCUGAAGCAAAGCUAUUGUUUCACCUGCGGCAGCUGCUGAAGGAGCUGAAGGGAUUGAGUAGCGUGGUUAAAUAUGAUGAGGACCUUCUGUUCAAAGGGGUGGACCUGCUGAAGGCCCAGGUCACAGAGCUGCUACAGCGCCUGCUCCACAGAGCCUUUAUAGUAGAAACCCAGCCCUGUAUGCCUCAAACUCCACAUCGACCCCUCAUCCUCAAGACUGGGAGCAAGUUCACUGUCCGAACAAGGCUGCUGGUGAGACUCCAGGAAGGCAAUGAGUCACUGACUGCAGAAGUCUCCAUUGACAGGAAUCCUCCCAAAUCACAAGGUUUCCGGAAGUUCAACAUUCUGACCUCUAACCGGAAGACUUUGACCCCUGAGAAAGGGCAGAGUCAAGGCUUAAUUUGGGACUUCGGCUAUCUGACACUGAUGGAGCAGCGUUCAGGUGGUGCAGGAAAGGGCAACAAUAAGGGGCCACUGGGCGUGACAGAGGAACUACACAUAAUCAGCUUCACGGUCAAAUACACCUACCAGGGUCUGAAGCAGGAACUGACAACGGACACCCUCCCUGUGGUGAUCAUUUCUAACAUGAACCAACUCUCAAUUGCCUGGGCUUCAAUUCUCUGGUUCAAUCUGCUCAGCUCAGACCCCCAGAAUCAGCAGUUCUUCUCCAGCCCCCCCAAGGCCCCCUGGAACUUGCUGGGCCCUGCUCUCAGUUGGCAGUUCUCCUCCCACGUUGGCCAAGGCCUCAACUCAGACCAACUAGGCAUGCUGAGGGACAAGCUGUUUGGGCAGAACUCCAGCACUGAGGGUCUGUCAUUGUCCUGGGUUGACUUCAUUAAGCGAGAGAGCCCUCCUGGCAAGCUACCAUUCUGGACAUGGCUGGACAAAAUUCUGGACCUGGUACAUGACCACCUGAAGGAUCUCUGGAAAGAUGGACACAUCAUGGGCUUUGUGAGCCGGAGCGAGGAGCGCCGGCUGCUGAAGAAGACCAUCUCUGGCACCUUUCUGCUCCGCUUCAGUGAAACACUGGAAGGGGGCAUUACCUGCUCCUGGGUGGAACACCAAGAUGACGACAAGGUGCUCAUCUACUCCUUGCAACCCUUCACCAAGGAGGUGCUGCAGUCCCUCCCACUGACCAAAAUCAUCAGCCAGUACCAGCUGCUCACUGAGGAGAACAUUCCUGAGAACCCACUGCGCUUCCUCUACCCCCGAAUCCCCCGGGACGAGGCUUUUGGGUGCUACAACCAGGAGAAAGCUAAUCUCCAGGAACGGAAGAAAUACCUGAAACAUAAGCUCAUCGUGGUCUCUAACAGACAGGUGGAUGAGCUGCAACAACCGCCGGAGCUUAAGCUAGAGCCAGAUCUGGAGUCAUUAGAGCUGGAUCUGGGGUUGGCGCCAGGGCCAGAGCCAGGGGUAGGCCUGGACUUAGAGCCACUGCUGGAGGCAGGGCUGGACCUGGGGCCAGAACUGGAACCCAUGCUGCAGUCCACUCUGGAGCCUGUGCUGGAGCCCAUACUAGAUGAGGUAUUGCAGGGAGUCCCAGAGCCAAACCUGGGACCAGAACUGAAGCUGGAGCCUAUUCUAGAGCCUGUUUCACAGCCAGUGCCAGAGCCGGAUUUGCCCCAUGAUCUGAGACACUUGAACACUGACGAAAUGCAAAUCUUCAGAAAUAGCAUGAGGAUUGAAGAAAUCAUGCCAAAUGGUGACCCACUGUUGGCUAGCCAGAACACCAACGUGGAUGAAGCUUGUGUCUUCCACCGGAGCCAUUUCUACACGGAUGGGCCCUUGAUUCCUUCUGACUACUAGGAACUAUAUUUCCUCUGUUCUAUCCAUAUAUUUUGCCCCUCCUACUCCUCACAGCGUGAUGUUGUUCUCCAAGGAUGGGAAAUCAGUGCCCCUUCUAAGCUGGGUUAACCCUGGGAUUUGGAGUGAGAGGUAGAAGCAUAACAUGGGUAAGGAAGAGGUGCCAGUGAAUUAGAACAGAUGUUGGCUGUAGUUCCAACUAGGAGCCCAGAGGCUGCCUGCUGUGCUGGGAGGUAUAGGCAUUCGGGGGCAGGCCAGGGCAGUUAGAAGGCACUUGGAGGGUUCAGGGAAGUGGCUUCUUUCCCGGAUGAAAGGAUUUCCAAUAUUUUAGUACCUGACAAGGUUAACCUGGUGCCCACUUCAUCUUCCUGGAAUGCUUUUCUGCUCAAAACAGCUGUGACUUCUGAUCCUGCAGUGAUUUGGGACUCCGUCUUUGGUCAAAUACAUUCUUGGCCCGGAAAGCAAGGGAGAAAUCUCUGGGUCAUGGAGUGAGAAAGGACCACACUUAGGAGCCCCACUUCCCAACUGCAACCCCUUGUAAUCUCAUUCAGCUUGCUUAGGCAUGUAGGGAUUAAGGCCAAAAAGAUCCCAAUUACGCUAUGUACCAGGGGAUCAUGAGGAAAGAUCCCUCUCUGCCAUAGCCCUGCAGAGUAGAAGGAUACAUUUUGUAGUCCUUUGGCCCUAUUUUUCCAUUCUAUUUCUUUUUCCCAACAAACCUAGAAAUUAGACUUAGAUAUCCACAUAAAUAAGUCUUUAUUGAAAAACAUCAUAAUUCAGUAUAAAUAUAAUAAAUAAUCUUCCUUCCCAAACUGCUGCUAUGGAUAAAUAAUCCCCAAAUUUCCCUUCCCAUCUAAUAAAUAUUCAACCUUGUCCUAGGUCAGCAUCAUAAAUCAGUCAGUGUAGGUAAGUUUUCAACAGAGCAAGUCCCAUUAAAAUUAAUGGAUUGAUGAACUUGUUGGCUCAUAGCUUCAUUUUAGCAUUGCUGAGCAAUGGAGGUCUUGGUGUCAUCCUUAAGCUGCUGGCUUUACUGGCUCAGAGUUGCUGCUCCAUGGGCGAAGACCCGGGCAGCUACAGCCACAAAGGCCUGGAGGCUGCGAAGGAUCUUGAGGCGGAGAAGGAGGCGUUGCCAGGGCUGGCUGGGACUGGGGCUUGGCGUCUGCUCAGUCUCCCAGUGGUGACCCUCGGGCUGAAAGGACACAGGACACUAGUAGAGAGGAUCCUUCACCCCCCAGGCACUGUCUCUGACACCUGCAAGCCACCCCCCGCUCCAGGCCCCUAGUUUAUACCUGCAAGAGUUGCCUGAGGCCCAGUAGGGAGGCGUGAAGCUGGCCCACAGAGCCAUCAGGGUGUAGAGAAGGCUCCCCUGUGAAAAUGUCUGAGCCCAGCAGCUUCUCAUAAAAAACCAGGCCUUGGUGGAUCCUUUGCAAGCAGGACUGGGGAGAAAAGGCAGUGAAAGAAAAAUACCUUCUAAUUACUGCAUCUGCUGAAGACCCAUCUGAUUCUUGCCAUUCCUAAACACGGCUAUGAUGUGAAUGUUUGCAUCCCCACAAAAUUCAUACAUUGAAAUUCUGGCCCCCAGUGUGAUGGUAUUAGGAGGUGGGGCCUUUGGGAUGAUUAGGUCAUGAGGAUGGAGGCCUCGUGAGAAGGAUUACUGCUCUUAUAAGAGACCCACAGGGAGUUUCCUUGUGGUGCAGCAUGUUAAGGAUCAAGUGUUGUCACUGCAGCAGCUCAGGGUGCUGCUGUGGCAUGGGUUCAAUCCCUGGCCCAGGAACAUUCACAUGCCACAGGCAUAGCCAAAAAACAAUAAUAGUAAAUAAAUGAUAGGUAGGUAGGUAGAUAGAUAGAUAGAAGAGACCUACAGAACUUCCUAAAAUACAAGAACUCUGCAUCCUGGAAGAGGGCCCUCAACUAUGCUGGCACUCUGAUCUCAGAUCUCCACUCUCCAGAACUGAGAAAUAAAUGUCUGUUUAUAAACU